This is a messenger RNA of Amphiprion ocellaris (clown anemonefish), 6715 nucleotides long. RefSeq names its product guanine nucleotide exchange factor VAV3 (gene vav3a). Gene Ontology annotation, biological process: intracellular signal transduction; cell migration; regulation of GTPase activity. Lineage: Eukaryota; Metazoa; Chordata; Actinopteri; Pomacentridae. Gene Ontology annotation, molecular function: protein binding; guanyl-nucleotide exchange factor activity. The transcript has 28 exons. The record is from RefSeq and is a predicted model, not a curated record. Bases 193 to 2787 code for a protein of 864 amino acids. Gene Ontology annotation, cellular component: plasma membrane; cytoplasm.
CUCACUACACCGGACUGUCAUCCUCUGAGCGGCCGCCUGCAUCUCCAGCUGCUCUCCGCAGAGCUCCACUGCCGUUUCACCGGGUUUUACGCUUCACGGAUGUAGCAUGGAUCCUGUUUAAGGGCCAAACCGAACCGACAGCAAUUUCGUUUCUUAAAUUCUCUUAAAGCUCGUUCGGCUCAAGUCAGAAUAAUGAUGGAGUACUGGAGGCAGUGCGCGCUGUGGCUGAUCAACUGCAAGGUGCUCCCAGCGAGCCACCGGGUUACAUGGGAGUCCGCUCAGGUGUUCGACUUGGCGCAGACCCUCCGGGAUGGAGUCCUGCUUUGCCACCUGCUCAACAACCUGCGGCCCCAGUCCAUCAACCUGAAGGAGAUCAACCUCCGACCUCAAAUGUCACAGUUCCUUUGCCUGAAGAAUAUCAGGACUUUCCUGACGGCGUGCAGCGAGAUGUUCGGCAUGAAGAAAAGCGAGCUGUUCGAGGCCUUUGACCUUUUUGACGUCAGGGACUUUGGAAAGGUUAUGGACACACUAUCUAAACUCUCUCACACAGUGAUUGCACAACAAACUGGAAUCAGGCCUUUUCCUACAGAAGAGAGUGUUGAAGAUGAGGACAUCUACAACCACCUGGAGGACCUCAUAGAUGAGAACGGAGUGGAGGACGAGGAGGAUCUGUAUGACUGCGUGUACGAUGAUGAAGAUGGUGGGGAAAUCUAUGAGGAUCUGAUGAAGACAGAAGCCAUCCCUCCUCCGGCGUUCCAGAAGCAGGCGGAGAUUGACAUCAGGAGUUGCUGUUUAACAGAGAUCAAGCAGACAGAGGAGAAAUACACUGAGACCCUGGAGUCUAUAGAGAAGCACUUUAUGACGCCCCUCACCAUGUUUUUUACCGCCGCUGAGUUGGAGAAGGUGUUUGUGAAUAUUCCGGACUUGGUUAAAGUUCACAAGUGUUUACUUCUGGAAAUCCAAGACUCAGUCCACCAUAGAAGUGCCCAAAACCUUUACCAGAUCUUCAUCACUUUCAAAGAGAGAUUGUUGAUCUAUGGAAAAUACUGCAGCCAUGUAGAGACAGCCAUUGCCACCCUGGAUGACAUCUGCAAAAACAGAGAGGAUGUGCGCAUGAAGCUAGAGGAAUGUUCAAAGAGAGCCAACUACGGCAAAUUCACACUGAGGGAUCUGCUAGUGGUCCCAAUGCAGCGGGUUUUGAAGUAUCACCUCCUCCUGCAGGAGCUGGUGAAGCACACUCAUGAUGCCACUGACAAGAGUAAUCUACGGACGGCUUUAGAUGCCAUGAAGGACUUGGCUCAGUAUGUUAAUGAAGUCAAGAGAGACAAUGAGACGCUGCGAGAAAUAGAUCAGUAUCAGAAGUCCAUCGAAAACCUGAAUCAGCCUCUGAGUAACUACGGGAGACCCAAAGGUGACGGGGAGGUACGGGUGGCCUCGGUGGACAAACGAGCUAAACAGGACAGGCACAUCUUCCUGUUCGAUGCAGCCGUCAUUGUCUGUAAGCGGCGAGGAGACAACUAUGAAAUGAAAGAAGUGAUUGACCUGCACCUCUUCAAGAUCACCAACAACCCCACAUCAGACAAGGAGAACCGAAAGUGGUCCUACGGAUUCUACCUCACGCACAACCAGGGCCAGAGCGGCUUUGAGUUCUUCUUCAAGACCAAAGAGAUGAAAAAAAAGUGGCAGGACCAGUUUGGCAUGGCCAUAUCAAACAUUCAUCCUGAGAAUGCGAAUAACAACUUCCACGAGUUUCGCAUGCACACCUUCGAAAGAAUCACCUCCUGCAACUCUUGCCACAUGCUGCUGAGGGGCGUCUUUAACCAGGGCUAUUUGUGCUCCAAGUGUGGUUUAGGUGCUCAUAAAGAAUGCCUGGGUCGCUUUGGCUGCUGUGGAAAAACAGAUUCCGGCUCCGUCAGAACUCAGGGCAAAGAUCGAGAUCCAGGUCUGCCCAAGAUGCUGGUAAUCAGGAACUACUUUGGUGUGCCGAGCCCCACUUCUGGCCCAGCGCUCAGCAUCCAGACGGGUGACAUCAUUGAAUUAAUCUGCGCCGACAUUCACAGCCCCUGGUGGCAGGGCAAAAUCCUGUCGACGAAAGAGGUUGGCUUCUUUCCAAGCGACGCUGUGAAGCCUUGCCCAUGUGUCCCGAAGCCUGUCGAUUACUCCACUCAAUCAUGGUUUGCGGGUCCUAUGGAGAGGCUCCAGGCAGAGGCAGAACUCAUCAACAGGGUCAACAGCACCUACCUGGUCCGCCAUCGCAGCAGAGAGUACACCGAGUACGCCAUCAGCAUAAAGUACAACAACGACGUGAAGCACAUAAAGAUCCUGACCAAGGAGGGCUGCUUCCACAUUGCAGAGAACAAGAAGUUCAGGAGCAUAUUAGAGUUGAUUGAGUACUACAAACACCACUCCCUGAGGGAAGGUUUUAGGAGUCUGGACACCACACUGCAGUUUCCUUACCGGGAACCGGAGAACGCUGCUAUGCAUCGCCUCAACCGAUCAGGGGGAAACACCCCAUUGCUCUGCGGCCUCUCUCUUGUAACUCCUGCCGGCUACAGCUUUGUACCUCCUUCCUCUGCUCCCUUCUGGUCAGUGUUUACCCCCAAAGUGAUCGGUGUGGCGAUAGCGAGGUACGACUUCAGUUCACGUGACACUCGGGAGCUGUCGCUGCAGGAGGGAGACGUGGUUAAGAUCUACACCAAGUCAGGAGCCAAUGGCUGGUGGAGGGGUGAGGUCAACGGCAGGGUCGGCUGGUUUCCAUCCACAUACGUUGAAGAGGGUGAGGAGUGAAAGGUCCGAUAUGGGAAGAAGAGUAAGAUGAAAGAAGAACGGCAGUGGAGGAGUAAGCAAACUGAGCGCCUAACAGUGACAAACAGAGUGAGCUUCUGCACCGCUGCUCGCUCCAGUGUUACUUUUCAGAGCAAAGCAGAUGGAUUCACUCUCCUCCAUGGUGCCCUGUUGCCUAAAACCAUCCUGGAGGCCUUUGGGAGAGAAAAGGGCUAUAGUACAUUGCAGAUGCAAAGAUGCCCAAUCAUUUCUGGUUGACUCUGUGUGGCUAAGCGACUCCACCAACUAGCAGCUUGCCUGUCAGCGGGGCACAAGCCCUCGCCAGACACCCCCACCCUCUCCUUCCUUACUUCGUCCACCCAUCCAUAAUUCAUCCUUCGCUCCCUUCCUGUCUGCCCCAGCCAGCCGCAGACCCCCAACUCCCACCUGUUUCCACCUGCCAAGUCGGCCGUCGCCAAAACUGUCAGAAGCAGAUACUCAAACGCUGCUCUUCCAUUCAUGCGCUCAUCCGUCCAUCCAUUCAUCCAUCCGUCCUCCCCGCCACUCCAUGUGGGAAUAGAGUCAUGUGACAGCUGGAGGAGACCUACACUGUAAAGUUCUUUUUUCUUUCAUUCCCCGCUCACUCUGAAGGAAUUUCAGUCAGUUUUGACCUUGCCUGUGUGUUUGUUCCACUAAUGCAGGUGGUUAUUGAUGACUUGAUGACCCAGAUUCAUACACACACACACACCACCCACCUCUCCUCCCCCUCAGAUUAUCAUCGCCACACACUCACUCUUACAAGAGAUGUAAGAGAGGGAUGGCGUCGGAUAGCAUCGCUGCACAGUGCCAGCAAUUGAUCGCUGUUGUUCCUAUUUUCCUCCCACCUCCUACAUUCUUUAUCUCCAGCACAGCUUCUCAUGUUUUCAGUUGUCUUGGCCGUUGGCGAAUGGGGCUCUUGUUGACAGAGCUGCCGCCGAUAAGAGCAGAGGAUCGCUGAGAGUUUAUCUUAUUGGAGGCAUUAGCAGCUUGUCGCUGAGUCUGGAAGCCACCUGCCCUCUGAACCUGUAACAUAAGAGAAGCAGAUGAAACACAGACACAGUCCAGCUUUCUUCUCCUUAGCUUGCAGUCUCCCUUUCUUAGUUUUUUUUCAGCAUGCUUUGAAUUGUUGUUUCAGUUUUAUCAUAUAUUGAAGGCUGUAAAUCUAGAUUUGUGCUUUUACAGCUUUUUCCACAAAAGAAAUUUGCAUCACCUUAAUGAAGAUUUUGUGUCUUGUAACUGUAUAUGCAGCUCCAGGGAUAUCUUUUCAAGACUACAAUUUUGGUAUUCAAUUUAAAAAUGUUAGUUUUUAAAAGCGUUUUAAGUAUCAAUCAGCUUUGAGACCUUUCUGUGCAGCUUAUCUCCUGCUAACUGUCCUCCCUCUCACCUCCUCUCCCUUCUGCAUUUUAUCUUCACCUCUCAUUUACUUGGUGCACAAUGGCUCCUUAAUCCACAGUGAAAGAGGAUUUUCCCACAUUUAAAGGAAUAAUACCUUUAUAGGAAGACACGCUGCAUGACACACUAGUAAUGUCACAUUGACUGGAAAAGGAGGCAAAGAACACAGAUCCAAAGUAGUGAUCAACUGAAGUCUGGAGCUGAGAACUCCUCAGCUUUGUGCAGCGAUGUCGCUUUUCUCUUUCAUCGAGAGACUUUCUUUGCUGUAAAGCAAACAUCGUUGUUUUUUUGCAUAAUGGAAAUUUUACUGAGUUGAUGGUUAAUGAGCCAAUGGCAAGUGAUGUUCACACUACAUUACAAGUGACUAGUUCUCUACUGUCUUGAGUUUAAAGUUCUACAUUUCCUGCUUUCCUCCUCAGUUACACCUAUGCAUGACAUUUUUAAAAUCAUCCACGUCUUCAUUUUUAAGUCAUAAUUUAACAAGCCGUGUACAUAUAAUACAAUUAUAUCUGCCACUGAAACAUGCAAUGGGGUUGUUUGUUAUGGCACAGCAUUUCCUAGGUCACAAUUUAAGUGACUAUAUAGUGAAAUUAUGGUUAGACAUUGGGUUUUACGGCUUGUAUUAAAGUUUAAUCACUUGACAAGAUCAAAGAAGCCGUCAUGUGGCUAACUAGAGGAUCCUGCCUGGAAAGAGCCCUCUGAGCCGUCAUUCCAGUCAAAGCUACUUCCCCUCCCCUGUCAUGGUUUCCUUGUGUUGAUGCCACUGGGUAUUGUGCCGGAAAUACAUUUUGUGAAUUUAAGUGAGACUUUAUUGUAAAGAUAUGCUUUUGUAUGCACUUAAUGGAGCCAUUAUGUUUGAAAAUCAUUAAUAACCCCCUGCCAGCCCUGUCACUCCAUGCCUUUAUGAUAUAUGGCAAAGACUUUUUUGUUCUCGGUCACAUUGUUUAACCACUGGACUGAAGAAAUGUGUCAGAAUGAGCUGUAUUAAUGCACUUUUGCCUUGUGUCGUGUCCCUUUCCCAGUUUUCAUCUUGUCAACAGUGUCUUUAAGUGACCACUAGAUGGAAGCAUCCCAAACGCAGCACCUCUUCUCCGAGCACAAACCUUCAACUUGAUGAAGUUUGGAGAUGACAUCAUCUGAUUAGGAGCUGAACAUUGUUAUUAAAAAGCAGCAAACCUCAGGCUUGUUGCUGAGUGUGAGAGAAAGAACACAACUAAAUCAUCAGAGUGCAUGAGACUGAGGUUUUUCUAAAGCUGUCUCAUCAGACUGUAAAUAUCUGUUGAAAUGAUAUGGAAUAAUUUGUAGAAUAAGGUGCAGUUAUCACAAUAUCUGUACUGACUUUCACUUAAACUUCACAUCUUCAGGAAACUUUGAGUCCGGUAAGAACUCUCAGAGUUUCUGCUUCCCAAUAUGUCUGCAGUGACUGAACAGUCAAAACUUUAACUUAUGACAUCUUUAGAAAAUCUUAGAGAGAGCUAUGCUGCAGAAAAGGCACAAAUGUGAUCCAACACAAGCCUCUCUUCCAUCUUGGGAGAACUGGAGAGCCAGAGUGGGCUUCUUUAAUCGCAGACUCUGUAAUCCACUCCUUCUCUCCCUCCUCCGCCCAGAUGAACUCUGACAGCGGAGCCAUUUACAACUGCAGGCCGCCUUCUCCACCAAGUGCGCUUCCAGAUUUUUUUGUGCGCAGGAGGGACGGGAGGAAGGCUCAAGGGUAUCUGUGAUCUAAUCAUUACACCAUCUCCUCACCUCAGCGACCCCGCUGCAUUCAUCUCUCUGUCGGCUCCCCUCUCUCCGUGUCACUUCCCUCCUCUCUCUCUCUUUACUGCUCUCUUUCCCCAUCUAUCUUUCAUCCAAUCUCUGUCUUCUCGGUUUCUCUCUGUAUUCUGUCCCUCACCCUGAUGCUCUGUAGGCUGUAGCCGUCCCCGCUGUAUGCUGGCGGAAGGAAAAUGGAAGAUCCAGUAUUAUUGGGAAAGGAAGGAGAGCGGUGCCCUGUAUCUCUAGACAAGCACAGCAAAAUGAGGACUGGUUUAAUUUUACCACAAAUUAAUAGACUGGGAGAAAUGAUGCCAAUUACAGAAUGAAAUACAAUUUGCUCGCACCACUGUUAUCUCCUCACGUACAGUGUGUGCACAGAUUAUGUCCGUGUGCGUAGGCACAUCCUACCUACAUGAGGAAAAGCAUCUCGCCAGGAUUCAGGGCUGCACUGAACAAACAGCAGUCACUCACACAUGAAGGAAACAUGCCAUAAUCAUACACUCCUGUCAUUUAUUUUGCUGUCAGCGCUCCGUCUUGACUGAAGUUUGCAUCCAUGUCAGUGUUUUGUUAUCCCAAUGAAGCCAAAGAUGUACGCUGUACUUACUGUACGCUCAGUGUUAUAUCUCAUAACCACGGUACCCGACCGCUGUGGCCUAACUCUAAAACCGUGCAAUCCUGACUGUGUAGCAUAACCCUGUAUUUUUGCUGUAUCAUACUGUAAAUGAUGUACAUAGCACAUAAUAAACAUAUACACUGCUUCUUCUAA